Messenger RNA from Benincasa hispida (wax gourd), 921 nucleotides. Its product is annotated as Mitochondrial import inner membrane translocase subunit Tim17/Tim22/Tim23 family protein. The record is from RefSeq and is a predicted model, not a curated record. NCBI's taxonomy places the organism in Eukaryota, Viridiplantae, Streptophyta, Magnoliopsida, Cucurbitales, Cucurbitaceae. Gene Ontology annotation, biological process: protein insertion into mitochondrial inner membrane. Gene Ontology annotation, molecular function: transmembrane protein transporter activity. Gene Ontology annotation, cellular component: TIM22 mitochondrial import inner membrane insertion complex.
UGAGAGUGACACCUUUUUACUGUUUUGAUGUUCAUUUUCUCGAUCCUUUUGGCGUCCGAUCCUCUCUAGUCUUUAAAGCUGGAAUGGAUUCAUCCGGUCCAAAAGCCCUAGAUUCUGACACUCCUUCUCCUUCUCCUUCUUCUUCUUCUUCUUCAAACUAUGGCGAUUGGAAGGAACGUAUCUUCUUUCCCACUCUUCUCGCAGGGUUUGUUGGGGGAGGAGCUGGGUUAGUGUCCAAGUAUAGGAAAGUUCAUGGCCUUGCUAAUAUUUCUGCGACUUAUGCUACAAAUUUGUCCAUUGUCGCUGGUUGCUACUGCGGUGCACGUGAGUUUGUUAGAGUUUCUCGAAGGUCAGAACCUGAUGAUCUUAUGAACUCUGCAAUAGCAGGUUUUGGAACUGGAGCUCUUCUUGGACGCCUUCAAGGUGGUCAGCUCGGCUCUGUUCGAUACUCGUUAAUCUUCACCGUUGUUGGGACAACAGUAGAUUAUGCGACACUUAAGCUAAAACCUGUUUUAAGAAGCUACAAAGAAUCGAUAUUUGAAGAAAGUAGUAGUUGGAUGAAAUUGCCAGAAUGGUCCCCUAUUAAAGUUCUUGAUGAGGAAGCUUUAGCUGCUAAACAAGCUCGUGAGCAACAGCUCUACGCACAGAGGGCACUUGGGCAAUUAAACAAAAAGGAUCCUUGAGACAUUUUAUUUUCCCCAUUGAUCAUGGAAGAAAGGAUCUGAAGUUUCUGGGUUUUAUUUUUAUUUAUUUUUAAAAAAUUAUACCAUAUGGUGGGGAGUAGUAAUAAUAAGAAGAGAAUGCUGAUAUUUGUCAUUUCUGUUUUUCUUCAUGCAGGUUCAGCAUGUAAUUUUUUUCUUUCUUGUAUUAUACAAAUUUUCUUUAUAAUCUAUAUGUUGCCCAAAUUGCUGUUCAGUUUCA